Molecule: messenger RNA, 4901 nt
Organism: Mobula hypostoma (lesser devil ray)
Lineage: Eukaryota; Metazoa; Chordata; Chondrichthyes; Myliobatiformes; Myliobatidae
Exons: 16
Coding region: 274-2379 (701 amino acids)
Source: RefSeq, a predicted model, not a curated record
UGGCUGUUGUGCGAGUGACAGCGGGAGCGGGAGCGGGAGCGGGAGCGGGACCGGGGCAGCGAGAGCCGGAGCCGGAGCCGGAGCCGGAGCCGGACAGUUGGGUCGGCCGCACGGGCACGUUGGCAGAUGGACGGAAGGAGCGGCCGAGAGAAAUAAAGAGAGGGGGUGGGGGGCAGACAUUGAGCCUGGUCAGCACCGAAGUGUGAACAUAGCGGAGGUGACUCACGGCCACGCCGGGGAGAAAUUGAAAGGAUACAUGAAUAUAGUGAAAUUAUGGCAACUACAAAACAAAGAAACCCAAUAGAACCCAUUAAAACAAAAGAAGACUAUCAGACACCCAACGUGCAGAAAAAAAAGAAAGAAAAAACCAUGCAAACGAUAAAAGAUGCAGCAGUGGACAUCAUUUUAAAGACUAAAGAGGAGAAAGAUGCAGAACUUGAUAAGAAGAUAGAAGCUUUGCGAAAAAAGAAUGAAGCGCUUAUGAAAAGAUAUCAUGAAAUUGAAGAAGACAAAAAAAGGGCAGAACUGGAAGGAAUGGCAGUUCUCACUCGCAAAAGUAGACCAGAGAGUCUUACCAUUACGAUUACAAAAUCUCCAAAUGAAAAGAGGGUGGUAAGUGAGAAACGGAUGAUUGGAGGAGCAAGCGACCUUAAAGGUUGUGAAGCAGAUGCAGGUCACAGGUUCUCCAUAAGAAGAGGACAACGGCUUCGCAGAUUUGUUGUGGAGGAAAACAAGGCAAAGGAUUGGGAGGAAAGGCGAAAGAAAAACAUAGAAAAUUUCAAUGAAGAAAUGGAGAGAAUAGCAGAAUAUGAAAAGAAUCAGCGGGAAGGAAAAGUUGACAGGAAUCCAUUUAGAAAUUUCCUGGAUGAUCGUCGGCGUACAGGUCCCUUGCCUGAGGGGGAUAAGAAAGUUGGAAGUCGACGUCAUGUGCAGAACUGGGGCAGCUCUGACUUUGAGAUGGUAAAAUAUGAUACUGAAAAGAAGUGCUGUGAGAAAGACUGGCAGGAGGGUGGGAUUCCAGCACAGAAAGGCACCGUGGAUAUGACCAUGUUGAUGACGGGGCGGGAGAGAGCAGAGUACAUCCGCUGGAAGAAGGAGCGAGAACAGAUUGAUCAGGAAAGGUUGGCACGUCACAAGAAUUCCAAAGGAGAAUGGAAAAGGGCAUGGGAUGCAAACAAAACUGAGGACAUGUUUCAAGAAGAUUUUUCUGUGGAAAAUGAGCUUGGCUUUCAGAAGAGAAAAGGUGGAAGAAACACGAGGAAGUGUAAUGUACGGUUUCAGAAUCACAAUAUACGAGAUGAUAGGAAUCAUUCUAACAAGACCAAGGAAUUAUUUCCGUGGUUUGAAGCCACAGACAGCAGUAAAUCAAAGGGCAAAGACAGACUGACUGGGAGAGCCAGAAGCUUUAAGAUGGAUAAUAAAACGAAGACUGAAAUACAAAGAGAUGCUGCAGGACAAGAUGCUGGAGAAGAUACAGAUGAUUCAAUGAAUGUGGAGAGGGACACUGCUGAACCACGAAACUGCCAGGCAAGUUCUUUAGAUACCAAAGAAGUGCAAAGAGCUCUGAUGGACAAUGAAGAGACUGUAAACAAGCUAAUGCAAAGCAGCAGAAAAUUGGGUAAUCUAUCAUUAGCUGAGGAGUUGAUGCAGAUCAAUCCUGUAUUGUGCCAUAAUACUUCAGGAAAAACCAGUUCUGGUUCCCCUUCAAAAAAUGGGAUUUCUGAUCACUCUGUUCUAUCAGGGUGUGAUUUACAGGAUCGUGAAGAGACAAGAAAUGUGUUAAAUCAUUGUUCCUCUAAAGACGCAAGUAAACAGAGUGAGAAAUCGGUGGUGAUUGCCUCUGAUACAAAGUCAGACCAAAGCAUUGCCACAGAGAAACAUAUGAUAUUAAAAGAUGGAGUUCCACAUGAACUUGAGCAGUCUACUUGUCCUGAUGCUCCUGAUGAUAAUUCAGCAGUACUGCAGACAAGUCUUCCAAUUGCUAUUUCUGUUGAAGAAAGAAUGAUAUUCUCUUCAGCUGUUGAUGUUGCAACGGAGUAUUUGGCAGCUUGUGUGAAAUUGGAGAAUCAGUCUGCAGAGGAAACCACUAGGAAGUCGCAGCCUGCACUGAAAACUGAUGCCCCAGAAAUUUUGCAUGGUAACUGGGAAAUAAGUGCUUCUGAUCACAUAGGUGGAAAUGGUCGUGAGAACCAGAACCCAGAGAAUUAUCACAAGGAACGAUCGGGAGAAAAUAAACAAAAUUACACUGAUUUCAUGGAUGGUAAUGAAAUGCCGAGCAUUUCAGCAGUUGCUUUGAAGCCAAGUACAAAGAUUCCACAUGAUGCUGCUGCUUUAGAAAUUAUCAAGACUAUGAUUGGAAUAAUGGAUGAAGAAAAAUGAAAUAAAUCCCUUGCUGUCAGUAUUAUAUAAUCAAUAUUUCAAUAUUCUCCACCUCCUUGGUCCAUUUUCACAUCAAUAAGUUAUUGACAGUAUCUGUAUUGCAGUGUAUACCAGAUUUCAGUGCACAAUUAGAAGCCUUGUGCCAGCUAAGGCCCAAACAUUAGGAAACAUUUCAAUAUUAACUUCACUUGCUUUUCUAUCAUUUGUUUAUAUUUCUAUAAUUUUAUUUCUUACAAUUAUUACAAAUUAAGCAAUUAAUCUGUUUUAUAACUAAUUUUAUUUGGAUUUUGUGAAACGUGAUACUUUACUUGAAAAUGGCUGCAGGGUGGAAGCUUUUUAGCACAGUGUUAGGAUAACAAAGGUCUCUAUGAAUAGAAUUAGGACAUUGAAUUUAACAGGUAUAUUUUUAAAUCACUGGCCUCGUGGUUUCAACCAAAUAUUUUGGGAUAAUAUUGCUAUGAAUAGUGAUUGAUAUAUUCUUGUUUCAUCAACAAAAUUGUUUUGGAAUACUUCUGAUUAGUGCAGAAAAACGUUUAACGUAAAUUGAUUUGACAAGCAUAAGAAGUGAAUAUUUUUCAGGUAGAAAGCAAUUAAACAGGAUCUUAAAGAAUGACAAAAUGAGUUUGGGCUUAUCUGAAUUCUGUCCUGUAGAAACUGACAUACCUUAAACGCUGUUUUAGAAAAACUUCCUCACCUAAAAAGUCUUUGUGAGAUAGGGCUAGUGUGGGCCUGGAAUGUGAGUCUGAACAGAUUGCUGUGCUGAUUGUUCUCUGUUACCUUAAUUAUACCUCAUCCUGUAUUUAUACCACAUUGAAUGUUCCCCUUACUUGCCUUUUCAUGUGGUAGCCACCACUUACAUAUUCAUUCCCGUUUCAGUGGUUCAAUUUAAUAUCAGAGAAUGUUUACAGUAUACAACCUGAAAUUCUUACUCUUCAUAGACCUCCACAAGACAGAAGAAAAACCCCAAAGAAUGAAUGACCGAAAACAUUAGAACCCCAAAGUUAUAUUUUGAUAUAAAAAAUAUAUCGAAGUUAUGUUUUGAUAUAACUUUUCAACCGUUGUGCUAUGUUUAAUAUAUUCAGUUGCUUCUCGGUGACCAGCAGCAUUACAAUCAGACAGGACAAUGUAUUUAACUCCAAAGCUAAAAUAGAGAUUUUUUUAAUGAUAGCUAUUCACGACAAGUUUGGGACAAAACAGUGCAAAUUAAGAUGUGAAGUAAGAAGUAGAGGUUAAAUGCCUUGCUCUGGGACCUGGAAGUUUUCACUUCGCUCUGGUUAUAGAGUAGAAAGCUGAAAAUUGGCAUUAUAAAUACCUCCUGAGUGAGCAUUUCUCAUUCGUAAUUCUGAGGGAAUUACACUGAGGCCAGGACAUAAUGUCUCAAAACAAAUAGCUCUUAGACUUCCAAGAUCCAAGAUAAGGACAAAAUUGAAACAAUGGCAUUCUCACCAUUUUGUUCCUUGUGAUGAGCAAAAUGCACAUUAUUUUAUUCAUGGCUUUUCUGUGACAACUGCAUUGGUGAAGGGAUCUAGGGACUGUAAUCAUGCAGAAUUUCUAGUUUUCAUCAAUAAUUACAGUUCUUCAAAACAUAAAGACCAAGUUUACUGUGUGAUCUCAGUCAGUACUGAAAGAGGGGCAACUAAUGCAGCACAGGGGUGGCAGAAAGAUGAUGUUUCUAAAUUUGGUAAUGGUCACUGUGAGUUUAUGCUUCACACAUAUUGUCAUUUCAGUUAUUUGAAAUUUACAGUUAAUUGAAUAAAGUUGAUAUUUUAUUACUCUUGUCCAAGCAACAGUGAGGAUAAGAAAUCCAGGGAAAACUGAUUACUGAUGUAUAUGCUGAAGCAUGGUUUGGAGUUUACAUAUUUAAGCAGUUACUAUCUGUGCCAGCUUUAGACUGGAUUGAAAGUUCAAUUCCAUGGUUAUUAAAAUUCAGUUGUUUUCUGUUUAAGGGUGAUUCUGGGAGUUCUUCUUUGAAAUAGUGAAUGCUUUACACAGCUCUAUAUAACUCAAUAAAACUUUAUAAAACUUUGAGCCAUUAGCUGUCAAUUGUAUUGGCAAUCCAAAUGCAGUAUGAUGGAUCACAGAUUUAUGUUCAUUCCUUUGAGGCAUGGGAAAUCAUAUGAAGAAAGCAAAAAACAUCACAAUUCUUGGAGAAAGAAUAAUAGUAUAGCACACCCUCGUCCUUUGUUAGCCUUACCUAAAGAGAUCUGCGACCUGAUAUAUGCUAAAGAGGAUUUUAAAACAGGAGUUAUUAAAAUUAACUAAAGAUCAGUUGAAAUAUUAUUUUUCUCAUUGAUGCAACUUUUACUGGCUUUGUACUCUGUUACAUUAAGAAUUUAUUAAGCAUUUGAGUGCUAGGAAAGAAAUGUUACUAUACAUGCUACCUAAUGUUGCAUUUUAAUAGAAGAUGCAUUUUGUGAAGUUGUGUGUAUCUCACAUUAGGAAUGUUUAAUAAAUAUAACUCUGAAUCUUUGAAGUGCUUAAUAACGUGAAUCAUUCUUCCAUUAAUAUUUACAAAGGCCAUG